Molecule: messenger RNA, 1485 nt
Organism: Stereum hirsutum FP-91666 SS1
Lineage: Eukaryota; Fungi; Basidiomycota; Agaricomycetes; Russulales; Stereaceae
Product: MFS general substrate transporter
Exons: 7
Coding region: 1-1485 (494 amino acids)
Biological process (GO): transmembrane transport
Cellular component (GO): membrane
Molecular function (GO): transmembrane transporter activity
Source: RefSeq, a predicted model, not a curated record
AUGACCGAUGUUCGCUUUGAAACGACAUCUACGACGACUGCAGACCCAGAGAAGGCAUCCACGGGGUAUGCGGCAUCCGAGACUGGCUUGCAGCACGUCAGGGCUACGGCGAAGGAGGAACGUCGGAUCCUCUUCAAGCUCGACCGUGUCAUUCUCCCUCUUACGGCGCUCCUCUAUCUGAGCGCUUAUUUGGACCGAGGUAAUUUGGGAAACGCGAAGUUGCAGGGACUUUACGCCGGGCUAUUGGAUAGCAGCGACACGAAGUACUCCGUCGUGCUCUGCAUAUUCUAUGUCACUUACAUCUCCCUCUCUAUUCCGGGCACUCUCCUCGCCAAAGCUAUCCUCCCCUCCUACUCUAUCGCCCUCGGAGCUCUCAUCUGGUCCAUUGCCGCGACUGGUAUGGCCGGUGCCCAAAGUUUUGGAGCUGUCAUCACAUGUCGCCUGUUCGUCGGAAUCGGUGAAGCACUCUUCGGUCAGGCUGUCACUUUCCAUUACUCGCUGUGGUACAAGAAGGACGAAAUUUCCAAGCGACUUGCUCUCUUCAUCGGAGCUGGUGUGCUCUCCGGAGCAUUCGGUGGCUUGAUCGCCUAUGGGACCUCCCAGAUCAAAUCCUCCAUCGCUAACUGGCGCAUCCUCUUCUUGAUCGAAGGCUGCCCCUCAAUCAUCCUCGCCAUCUGCAUCUUUUUCUUCCUUCCUUCGCGGCCCGAUAAGUCCAACUACAUAACCGAAGACGAACGGACAGUGGUCCACACGCGCCUCAAUGCCGAUUCGCUUGGAGAGGGCCAUACUGGUAUCGAUUGGAAUGGUGUUAAGCGGGCAUUGACGGACUGGAAGACCUAUGUCGUGUCCAUCAUGUAUAGCGCGAUGAACUUGACGUUGGGGAGCGUCACAGGUUUCUUGCCAACAAUUAUCAAAGGACUCGGACACACUGAUGCCGCUGCUCAACUGUUCACCGUCCCACCAUACGCCGUCGCAUUUGUCACCAUGUACCUCAUCUCCUACUUCUCCGACCGCGCAAAGUCAAGAGGACCCUUCGUUGCUGGCGUCUUCGUCAUCUCAAUUGUUGGAUGGCUUAUCUUGCUCCUUGAGCUGACGGAUAAUCGUGUGCGGUACUUUGCGUGCAUCUGUAUCGUCAUUGGGGGAUACAACAAUAUUCCAUUGAUCAUGAGCUGGCAGUCAAACAACACCGGAAGCCAGAGCCAGCGUGCGGUUUCCCUUGGGAUGCUCAACUCAGUCGGCCAAUGUCUCUCCAUUCUUGCCUCGUUCUCCUUCCCGGACUCCGAAGAACCACGUUAUAUCAAAGGAAUCUCACUUAACAUCGCCUUCAAUGCCCUCGGCAUCUUUAUUGCUAUGGGCAUGUCGCUGUACUACAGGCUCGAGAACGCAAGGAGGGACAGGGUUGAAGGUGGGCGGCCGCCAAAGGGCGAGGUCAUGAAUGUUGUGGAAGAACAUGAUUUCGCGAGAGGGUUCAGGUAUGUUGUUUGA